CUUCCAUUUGACAACCCUGGAACCUUUGUGAAGGAGAGCACUAAUACACCUGUUUUGUUGAUGAGAAACUGAAGUUGGAAGCAUGUGACUUGCACAGAGAGAGUUAAUGGUUUGUGAAUGAGUGUACCUGAUUAUGGAUCCAGGUGGUGGAAGUCUUGGGCUACAGACACAGGAGUCCAAAAUGCCUCAUACCAUGAUUAUGCAAGAUUUUGUGACUGGAAUGGCUGGUACUGCUCAUAUUGAUGGAGACCAUAUUGUUGUGUCAGUCCCUGAAGCUGUACUAGUUUCUGACGUUGUCACAGAUGAUGGAAUAACUCUUGAUCAUGGCUUAGCAGCUGAAGUUGUUCAAGGACCUGAUAUCAUCACUGAAACUGAUGUUGUUACGGAAGGUGUGAUAGUUCCUGAAUCUGUUUUGGAAGCUGAUGUUGCUAUCGAAGAAGCUCUUGAUACCAGUGAUCAUGUUUUGACUUCAGAUCUAAUAACAGAAACUGUUAGAGUUCCUGAUCAGGUUUUUGUGGCUGAUCUUGUUACGGGUCCUGAUGGACAUUUGGAACACGUGGUACAGGAUUCUGUGUCGGGGGCUGACUCCCCCACAAUAGUUUCGGAGGAGGUUCUUGUCACGAAUUCAGAUACGGAAACUGUGAUUCAAGCAGCUGGCACUGUUCCUGGCUCUACAGUUACUAUAAAGACUGAAGAUGAUGAUGAUGGCAAGAGUACAUCUGAGGACUACUUAAUGAUAUCUUUGGAUGACGUUGGGGAAAAACUAGACCAUAUUGGAAACACACCAUUAAAAAUCAGCACUGAAGUCUCCCAUGACAAUGCUUCUAAAGAUGAUGGUUUUGGUUCUGAAGUUAUUAAAGUUUACAUAUUUAAAGCUGAAGCUGAAGAUGAUGUGGAAAUAGGUGGAACAGAGAUUGUAACAGAGAGUGACUUUCACAAUGGGCAUUCUGUAGCUGGAGUCAUAGAGCAAGGAGGCGUUGGCAGAGUACAGCGAGAAAAGAUGGUCUAUAUGGCUGUUAAAGAUUCCUCCCAGGAGGAUGAAGACAUUAAUUGUGCUGAAAUAGCAGAUGAAGUUUACAUGGAGGUUAUUGUUGGCGAAGAGGAAGCAACGUCACUCCCUGAUGCACAGCUUGAAGACUCUGGUGUGAAUAAAACUUUUGUUCCUGUUGCAUGGGCUGCUGCUUAUGGAGAUGAUAGAAGACUUCCCAGGAGGUAUGAAGACUGUCAAACACCAGGAACCAACUUGGAGGCAAGAUUAGAAAACAAAAAUGGCAAUGCAACCCAAUUCCUGCAAAUUUGUGAUAGCAUUACUACAAACAGGCUGCUUAAGCAGAAGGCCAGGAAGAGGCGGCGAGGGGAUGCAAGGCAGUGGCAAACAGCUGUUAUAAUAGGUCCUGAUGGACAGCCUUUAACAGUCUACCCUUGUCACAUAUGUGGGAAAAAAUUUAAAUCCAGGGGAUUCUUGAAAAGGCAUAUGAAAAACCACCCAGAUCAUAUGAUCAAGAAGAAGUACCAGUGCACGGACUGUGAUUUUACAACUAACAAAAAAGUAAGCUUCCAUAAUCAUCUGGAGAGUCAUAAGCUUAUCAACAAAGUCGACAAGACCCACGAAUUCACGGAGUACACCCGGCGGUACAGAGAAGCAAGCCCGCUGAAUUCGAAUAAAUUGAUCUUACGGGACAAGGAGCCCAAAGUGCACAAGUGCAAAUAUUGUGACUACGAGAGUGCAGAGCAGGGGCUCCUCAACAGACAUCUGCUUGCCGUUCACAGCAAGAACUUCCCUCAUGUUUGCGUUGAGUGCGGGAAAGGAUUCCGCCACCCUUCGGAACUCAAAAAGCAUAUGAGAACCCACACCGGGGAGAAGCCUUACCAGUGCCAGCAUUGUGUCUUCCGUUGCGCUGAUCAGUCCAAUCUGAAGACACACAUCAAAACUAAGCACGGCACUGACCUGCCCUUUAAAUGUGAACAGUGUCCGCAGGCGUUCUCAGACGAGAAAGAACUCCUGCAACACGCAGAGUUGUUUCAGGGGCAUAAGAUUCAUCAGUGCUCGCAUUGUGAUCAUAAGAGCACCAACUCGAGCGACCUGAAACGGCACAUAAUCUCCGUUCACACAAAGGACUUCCCUCACAAGUGCGAGGUAUGUGAAAAAGGCUUCCACCGUCCGUCAGAGCUCAAAAAGCACAGUGAAUCUCAUAAAGGUAAAAAGAUACAUCAGUGUAGGCACUGUGACUUUAAGACUUCAGAUCCUUUUGUACUUAGUGGGCAUAUCCUCUCUGUUCAUACCAAGGACCUGCCUUUUAAAUGCAAACGAUGCAAGAGAGGAUUUAGGCAACAAAUCGAACUGAAGAAGCACAUGAAGACCCACAGUGGAAGGAAAGUCUAUCAAUGCCAGUAUUGUGAGUAUAGCACUACAGACGCAUCGGGCUUCAAACGGCACGUCAUAUCAAUACACACAAAAGACUAUCCACACAGGUGUGAAUACUGCAAAAAGGGAUUCCGUAGGCCGUCAGAGAAAAAUCAGCAUAUAAUGAGGCACCACAAAGAGGCCCUAAUGUAACAUACGAUCUAUGGAAGGAAGUGGUUUAGAAACUGUGAUAUGCUAAUUGGGGAAGAAAACUCUCAUGAACUGUUUCUCCUGGUUUCAAAGCUUGAUAUUAAAUCAUAACUUUACAUUCUUUGUAUUAAAAAGUCUUAAAAAGUAUUAGGGUUGACAGGGGGUCUCAAAGCCCCAUGAUUGUUGCUCAUCAAAAUCUAAAAGAACACUAUACAGAGAGGUGAAUGAAUGUCUGAAAAAGCUGCAGAAAGAGACCUUGAAUGUCUUCUGGUUAAAGUAUUAUAUACAUUGUUAAGCUACAGAAAAUACUAAGGCAGUUACCUUAGCCCUUUAUCAAUAAUGCCAGUUGUCUCCUUGAUGAAAACUGGAGACUGGAGUUCUUCAAAAAUGUUCGCUAAGGCAAGUCUACCAUAUGCAGUUUUUGAGGAGCUAGAUGGUAGUCAGUCACUUGGUCAUUACAUUUUUAAAUUGUGCUGGGAAAUUGUAUUCAAGAAUUGGUCAAAAAUUGAGGUCUGUCCU
Molecule: messenger RNA, 3073 nt
Organism: Euleptes europaea (tarantolino)
Lineage: Eukaryota; Metazoa; Chordata; Lepidosauria; Squamata; Sphaerodactylidae
Gene: ZNF711
Product: zinc finger protein 711
Exons: 9
Coding region: 134-2557 (807 amino acids)
Biological process (GO): regulation of transcription by RNA polymerase II
Cellular component (GO): nucleus; chromosome
Molecular function (GO): chromatin insulator sequence binding; RNA polymerase II cis-regulatory region sequence-specific DNA binding; metal ion binding
Source: RefSeq, a predicted model, not a curated record